GCAAAGGAGAGUGGUCGUGUGUGGUGUAUCCGGGAUCCACCGUUAAAAUCCAUCCAGGCAGUACCGGGGAAGGUCGGUGUGUGUUUUAAACAAACGGUCGGUCAGUGCAGGUUCUUGCUUCAGUGCCUGCACACAUUCUUUACGAUCCAUUAGUGUGAGGAGCUGCCAAGAUUCAAGCUGCGGAGCCUCAAUGUGAACGGGACUUUCAUGUGAGUGAUGCGAUGCAGGUGAAAGCGCCCUGAACGCGCCCCUUAUCCAGCUCACGGUGGGAGCGAGACGGAGAGGAGAGGCUGCCUGCUGUGCUGCAGAGCUCAUAACCCACUGACCAACAAACACACACACUCGUCCACAACAAAGCUGCAGGCCACGUCUGUCUGGCUCGGUGGAAGCUCGCCGGGAGACUGAGAAGUGGAAGCCAAUGACCGGUGGGAGGAGAGAGGCAGAGUAAAGGCUUGAUUAAAAUGGGGCUGAAGAUCUUCAAACCUGCCGACUGUGUGUCUGAGUGCCGCUCACUCAGCCCACAGUCACACCAGACGUAAAACCUCCUCCACUAUGUGACUACGCCUCCUCGUCCUCUGCUGCAGCCAUGGAGCCUUGUAUUGCCAACCUCCCCCUGUCCCCGGACCCCCUGUCCUCAUAUCCCCGCUACAGACCAAACGUGCCUCACUACCCGGGCAUCCAAGGAACUCCCUUCCCGCUCAUGUCCAGGUGUAACAGUAGCACCCUGCUCACUAACCUGGGGUUGAGGUACUGCUCCAGCCGACAGGGCCCUUUAGGGUUUGGGUUGGGUCAGGGGAUGACCCCGAGCUCCUGCAUUCACACAGGAAGCAAUGGCAGCAGACCUUACAGGAGUAUGGAGAACCUGAAUUGGAACACUGUGGCAGAUUCUGGCCUGUGUGCAUUCAGUGCUGCCCCCUACAGGAGCGUAGACAGUGAGUAUAUUUUACACUAUACAUCCACCAGCCACUGGUAUGACGGACCGCCUGAUGGUUCUGUGGUGGGGGAUCAUGGACUUAUAGCAAACCCAGAUGGCAUGGCAUUCUACCCUCGACAUGGGUUACCCAGGAAGGACCUACCACUUUUCCCUCAGUUGCUGUUUCCAGGUGGCAUUGACGAAUUGGAUGCGAGGAAAGGCCUGAGGGAGAAACUCCGCCUCCAGAGUGCAAGGUCAGCAGUUGAGUCUCUGAAACCCCUCCCAAUGCGUCCCCAAGUGACCCCAAGUGCUGCACCUGUCGAAAAGGAUUGCAUGCAUCACGUAAGCUCAACAGGGGCUGGUCCCAGGCCGCUGUGUGUGUCACGCAUCACAAAUCCUGACGACAUCAAGCAGGAGGUGCUGAGACGCCUCCAGCUGCGGAGGCAGAACAGCAGCCCCAACCUCACUCUCCACAACUCCCCAUCGACACCAAAGAUGGUAAGGACGUCCUGCACAGUGGACAACAUCGCAGGGGACAAGAAUGGAUUAGAUUCUGCAUCCAAGUGCCGCAGACCUCCAGUGGGACGGCUACAUAUCCCUACAUUUGAGGAGUUUAAGAGGAUGAGACAGAAGGAUGAGGGGCACAGACAAGAGUCCACAGCGGGAUCUGUGGUACCUGGAAAACUUGAGGUCGACAUGCUGGAUGCACAAGCAUCAGACGGAGACGUGUCUCCUCCUUCUGAACACACUCUCCCUCAGUCAGGCUCCUGUACAGGAAACGAGAGAGAGCUGAGAGGAGACAAGAGCGCAGGUGAAAGGACAUGCAACAGUGAUGAACGCCUGCAGACUAAAAUCUCCUCGGAGAAACUUACUUUUAACACUGUGAACGGUAACGGCACUGAUCCCAACUCCUCCUCCAGCUCGGUCAACAGCACAUGUUCUCCCAUCCGCACUGGCCCAUCUCCACGUUCACCCCUGCAGCCACUGGGCAGCUCAGCCCAGGAGAGAGCACUCACCGCAGGGGGAGAUGAAGUGAGCAGCAGGCGUAGGAGGAGCAGUCUGGAAACAGCUGGGUCGGUUCCUUUCCCGCAUAACAGGGAAAAAUGGGAGCGACCCUCCAGUUGUUGCCCAGCGCUGCUUCUGGAGGGGACAGACCUGUCCAGCUAUGGAGCCAAGAUUUAUAAGAUGAAGGACGGCCUCAUUGGCUCCGCACUGGACCUCAUCAAGAAAAGCUGCAGUGCAGAGAUUUCCGCCGAGACCCCUGUCAGGCUGUCAUGUGACCGGCAUGGAAGCUGUGACAUCACCGCCCCCUCGACCGACUGUCAGCCCUCCGCCGUUGCCAUGGCAACGUCGGCAACGACCUGCGGAGCCGAGGCUGGCGAAGAGACGCCUGCAGGAGGAGCGGAAAGAGGAGAGGAAGCAGGAGAAUGCCAGCACAGCAGUCUGGGCUGCAGGCGCUCCAGCUCGGACGCGGCCUAUGAGCUGGCGGAGACGGUGAGGGCGCACCGCGAGUGUCGCCUCCGGCCCCAUUACAGCGACCCCAUGCCAGCCGACGCCUCCAAGCGCAAACAGCUGGAGAUGAAGAUCGCUGCUGCUGCCCGACACCAAGGCCAUCGACGAGACCGCGACAGAGACAGUGCUCCUGCAGCACUCCGCGGUCGCUCAGAGCCUCCUGGUGAGGAGCGCCAAGUGGGUCUGGGUGUGACUCGGUCCAGGCAGCACCGCUGGAGCACCAUCAGCAGUCUGAGUGCUGACAGCGGUGUGGUCGGUCUCAGUGAUGAGCGGGAGGAGGAAGACAGCGAGCCCCACCGUUACCGCAGAAACAGGGGAGCUGAGGUUGAGCGGGUGGACAGUGGCAUCGGGCCAGGUCUGUCCCGCACCUGGAAGAGACCGUCUGCGUCCCUCAGAGCCUGGGAGGCACAGAGACCUUGUCCAGACUGUGGACUGAGGGACGGCUCCUCCAAAGAGCGAGGAGAGCGGAUGUGUGAACGUUGCUCCAAACUGCGCACAGAGCGCAAGGAAGCCAUCCUGGAGUUUCUGAACACAGAGUCGAGCUAUGGCGAAGACCUGCGGAUCAUCAAAGAGGAAUUUUACUGUCCCAUGCAGAGCGCUGGGCUGCUGACCGCCGAGCAGCUCACUGUGGUGUUUGGUAACGUCCAGGAGCUCAUAGACGUCAACGACCGCUUCACUGAUCAUCUGCAGGACACCAUCGACCACGCCUUUGACCAGGGAGAUGAGGAUCUGCUGACAGUGUACAUAGGAGAGAUCUUUCUGGAGUUUGUCAACAUGCUCCCAGCCUUCCAAACAUACUGCCUGCAGCAGUCCACCUCGGUCAACAUGCUCAACACGCUGGAGAAGGAGAAAGAACUGCUCAGAAUCUUCCUUGAUGUCUCCCAGAAUGACAACACAGCCUUGCGUCGUAUGAACUUGCGCUCCUUCCUCAUGGCACCCCUCCAGCGCGUGACCAAAUACCCACUUUUAUUGAGCCGCAUCAGUAAGGUCACCCCCGAAUGUCACCCCGACUAUUCUCGUCUGCGUGAGGCCAAGAGUCGGGUGGAGUCCCACUUGGAGCACAUCAACAUGAAGACUAAGCAGGAGGGCAACGGCGUCAGCUGGUCCCUCCGUUCCUUCCGCCGCGACAGUCGCAAGAACCGGGAGGUGAUCAACAUUGAGAUGCGAGAGCUGUCGAUGAAGACGGUGGGCUGGGCCAGAGAAUGCACCCGUUUCGUCAUGGAGGGACCACUCCAACUGUCGCAGCCAGCAGAUGGUCAGUGGGUGAGGAAGGGAAGCAAGGCCCUCAAGUUCCAAAAUGUUCAGAGUCUGCUGAUGGUGAGCACUCAGCGGAUGGGUGAAGCCCCAGGACAGGGCACUGAUGUAGGUGCACGUGGAGAUCAGGGGGAGGGUGGUGGUGGUGGUGGUGGCGAAAGCGUCCGAGACGGAGUGCUGAUUCUAAUCAAGGACAAAAGCAGCGGGAAGUUCACAGUGCUGAGAGAGCCCAUCCGUCUGGGCAACUGUGUGGUGUCAACGGAUCCUGACUGCGAGGACACGUUUGAGGUGCUCGAUAUUCGACGGGAGUCAUUUGUUUUUCGCGCCUCAGACAAAUCGCGCACGCAGCAGUGGUUCCAUCAGUUAAAGAGGUAUACGCGAGAUUUGGGCACAUGGAGGAAAAGACGCAACGCUUUGCCGAACAUAAUGAUUAACACAAGCCAGACCCGCUCCUGAGACCAACCAUCCGUCGCCUUUGUCACACUGUACAUACUUAACUCCUCCUUCUGCAAAAUCUGACAAGAAAAGUUUGAGUGACACCACUGUUAUAAAGAAAAACAAAAAAAACCCCAUCUCUUCUCAAAGUCUAAGAGGAAGAUUACAGCACUUUUUUUUUUUUACAAAGCUAUAAGUGCUAUGAGCUACUGUCAUGAGGAUUUAAUUUAAAGCUGAAAAAAAUGUCAGUCUUGGACAACCAAAAAACUUGGGCUGUUGGUCAGCCUUGAUUGUAAAGAGUGUUUGCUCUUGGAGAAAAAAGAGCUGAGGUGUGAGCUGUUGAAUGGCAUGACUGAACAUGACUGACUGCAAGAAGAAAAAUUGUAAUGUCACCUUUUUAUACAAGACAGUAC
Solea senegalensis (Senegalese sole) is the source of this 4527-nucleotide messenger RNA. RefSeq lists its product as uncharacterized. Gene Ontology annotation, biological process: positive regulation of Rho protein signal transduction. The record is from RefSeq and is a predicted model, not a curated record. Lineage: Eukaryota; Metazoa; Chordata; Actinopteri; Pleuronectiformes; Soleidae. Gene Ontology annotation, molecular function: guanyl-nucleotide exchange factor activity. The transcript is spliced from 9 exons. Bases 587 to 4135 code for a protein of 1182 amino acids.